AUGGCGUCUACAAGCAGGUCUUACAAUGAUGCGAUUGACAAGCUCAAUGAGCUUCAGACGCCGUUUGCGGUGAUUCAAGCUCGCCACAAGGCUGGCAUUCUGCCUGAUUCUGUCCUUGGCAUCGCAAAGAUGAGGGCGUAUCUCACCCGGAUCGGAUAUACUCCUGCGGACCUUGAUCGUCUAAACAUCAUCCACGUAGCGGGCACAAAGGGAAAAGGAAGCACCUGUGCCUUUGUCGACUCCAUCUUCUCUCAGUACCAGCAGCGGCAUGGCAGUCCUCGCAAGACGGGUCUCUUCACAUCGCCGCAUCUCAUGGCCGUGCGCGAGCGGAUCCGCAUAGACUCCAAGCCCAUCUCAGAAGAGCUUUUCGCGAAAUACUUCUUCGAGGUGUGGGAUCGCCUUGAGGAGUCGAGAGAGGCCCCUGACCCGGAAGUGCCGUUUGGAUCAAAGCCGGUGUAUGCCCGCUAUCUCACCCUCGUGAGCUGGCACGCGUUUUUGCAAGAGGGCGUCGAAGCGGCCGUGUACGAGACGGGCAUAGGGGGAGAGUACGAUUCGACAAAUCUGGUGUCGAGCCCGGUUGCGUCGGGCAUCAGCACGCUUGGCAUCGACCAUGUCGCUGUGCUGGGAGACACCGUCGAGAAGAUUGCCUGGCACAAAGCCGGCAUCAUGAAGACGGGCAGCCCGGCAUUUACGAUUGAGCAGCUGCCCGGGGCAGAAGAGGUUCUCGUGAAUCGAGCCAAGGAAAAGAGCGUUGAUUUGCAGGUGCUGAAGAUUGACCGUCGCUUGGAAGGCGUGAGAAUCCGACCAAACGCCACGUUUCAGAAGAAGAAUGCGACGCUGGCAAUCGCCCUCGCGGAGACGGCCCUCAAAAGACUAGGACUCAUAAAAGGGACCUCGGAGGCGGAGCUGCCCCGGGAAUUCAUCGACGGCUUGGAACAAUGCGUCUUCAGGGGUCGGUGCGAAGUGAAGCAGGAGAACAAGGUGACUUGGCAUCUGGAUGGCGCCCACACUGCAGACAGCUUGAAAAUGUCGUCCAAGUGGUUCGCCAGCGAGAUUACUGGCCGGACUGGCCCCAGAGUCAUGAUAUUCAACCAGCAAGGCCGCGUCGAAGCAAUCGAUUUCCUUCAACCCAUUUGCAACGCCCUCAAACGCCAUGACGACGACAAACCAUCCUUCGACCACGUCGUCUUCUGCACAAACGUCACAUACGCCCAAACGGGCUACAAGCGCGACUUUGUCAACAACACCAUUGACCCUGCCGAGGUCGACAAGCUCACCGUCCAGCGCAGCUUUGCCGACAAGUGGUCUGCCAUCGACCCCAAGGCCAAGGUGGUUGUCCUACCAACCAUCGAGGACGCCUUGAACUAUGCCCGCGGCGUGGCGGCGAGUGCGCCUGAGGGGCAGGCAGUGCAGGCGUAUGUGACGGGGAGUUUGCACCUUGUGGGCGGUGCGUUGGGCAUUCUCGAGGAAACGGAUGCUUUGUAAUACGAUUGGAAUAAUGUGAUGAUGUGGAAGCUUUGUGAAAAAAAGGGUCAAACGAUAAUGAUAAUUGGAAUUUUGGGCUAUAGACAAAGAAAAUAUUAUAUAUAGAGAGACUCGCGUGACGCAACUAUUUUGGUGUAUUUUGCCCCUCUUCUUUCUUUCUCUAUUUUUACGAUUCAAGAACUUGCAGUACACUUCCGACAAGAUGCAAACUUCCCGUGACCAAAAUCCUCGUCUUUCUUGACCCGCCAUCAUCCUGCCCUUGCGCAAGUCUUCUUGCCUCUGCCACUGUAUCCGCAGCGUUGUCAAAUAUCUGCACUUGACACCCGGGAACCAAGCUGCGCAUCGUCUCCGCCGCCUGCUUCUGCACAUCAAUGUCCCUUAGUUCUCCAUCAGGGGGCCUUGGGAUCUCGUUGCGUGUGAAGAUGGCAUGUCGGAAUAUGUCUUGUCUCCCCGCUUCCCUCUUUGCAGCUUCGACAAAGUCGGCCAAUAGUUGUGAUAUGUUCCUUUCCUGUUGGUUGAAUACCAGUAUCAAGGGCUCAUCCGUGCUUGAAUGGUGCUGGAUAGACCACUUUGCCACUUCUUCCAAGCUGUCUUUUGUAUGUGCUCCGUCCAAGAGCCACUCUGCCGUCCCGUCAUUGACAACCUCACAUCUGCCCCUGGGUUUCGCCUCCUGCAGUCCUUGAAUCAUCUUCUCGGGGAUAUUCUCCAGCGGCCCAUCUCCUCUCAUGUCAAGAUGCUCCCUCACAGCCGCGACAGCCAGCGCUUGGUUCUUCUUCUGAAAAUCUCCCUUCAACAGACCACUGACACCACCCCAUUGCUCAAUGUCUUCAUUUUCAAUCUCCACCAGCUCGGCCUUCUUUUCUGCGGCUCUCUCUCUUAGCACCUUCAUGACUCCCGGCUGUUCAUCCAACUUCAAUGUAAAUCCCUUGACCCCAGGCUUCAAUAUCCCUGCCUUGUGCCAUGAAAUCUUCUCCACCGUGUCCCCCAGCAUUGCCACAUGGUCAAUCCCCAAUUGCGAAAUAACCGCAGCCGAAACAGCCUCCGCGGGUAGUACAUUCGUCGAGUCAUAUUCGCCGCCAAUGCCGCACUCAAUAACCACAUCUUUGAUCCCUUCCUUGAGGAAGAUAUGCCACGCAAGAAUCGUCAAGAAACGAAAGUAAAACGGCUUCGACGCCGUACCUUCAGCCUCAGCAGGCGC
Trichoderma atroviride IMI 206040 is the source of this 2683-nucleotide messenger RNA. Lineage: Eukaryota; Fungi; Ascomycota; Sordariomycetes; Hypocreales; Hypocreaceae. The record is from RefSeq and is a predicted model, not a curated record.